Theobroma cacao (cacao) is the source of this 1761-nucleotide messenger RNA. Its product is annotated as tropinone reductase homolog At2g29260, chloroplastic-like. Gene Ontology annotation, molecular function: oxidoreductase activity. The record is from RefSeq and is a predicted model, not a curated record. NCBI's taxonomy places the organism in Eukaryota, Viridiplantae, Streptophyta, Magnoliopsida, Malvales, Malvaceae.
GGUUUUUAUGUUUUUGGGUGACCAAUUUUGACUCUGUUGAUCACCAAGUAGCCACUCUGUUCUAUAUUCAAGAACCUUACAUCGUGGGGGAAGCUGGUUGCUGUUUGAAGCCCUUUCAUUAACCAAUGAAGCAAGCUCUGAUCUCAGCUUCUUCAGUUCUCAUUAACACCCAAAACCCUUUUUGCUCUUCCUUUAGACCCCAGCAUAACACCCAUAUAAUCCUCUCUUUUAAUCCCAAAACUUCCUUUUCAUUUCAAUACAAAAGUCCCAUUUUGAACCAAUCCAUGGCGCCAAGAAACACAAAAUCUAACAGAUGGUCACUCCAAGGCAUGACAGCAUUGGUAACUGGCGGCACACGUGGAGUUGGACGUGCCAUAGUGGAGGAAUUGGCAGGACUUGGAGCAAGAGUGUACACUUGUUCACGUAAUGAAAAUGAGCUUGACAAGUGCUUAGUAGAUUGGAAAAGUUUGGGUUUUGAGGUUUCUGGUUCUAUCUGCGAUGUGUCUAUGGGAGUAGAAAGAGAGAGGUUAAUGGAAAAUGUUUCAUCUUUGUUUGAUAGCAAGCUCAACAUCCUUAUUAAUAAUGUUGGGACUAAUAUAAGGAAACCAAUGGUAGAGUUCACAGCUGAAGAAGUUUCAACUCUUUUGGCAACCAAUUUUGAAUCUGUUUUCAACUUAUGCCAACUUGCUUAUCCACUUCUCAAAGCAUCAGGAGUAGGAAGUGUUGUAUUCACAUCCUCUGUGUCUGGAUUUGUUUCACUCAAGUCCAUGUCACUUCAAGGAGCAACUAAAGGAGCUAUCAAUCAACUUACAAGAAAUUUGGCUUGUGAGUGGGCAAAGGAUAAUAUAAGGAGUAAUGCUGUUGCACCUUGGUACAUUAGAACCUCCAUGGUGGAGCAAGUACUCAGCAACCAAGAAUAUUUAGAAGAGGUGUAUUCUCGAACUCCUCUACAGCGUCUUGGUGACCCAACUGAGGUUUCAUCCUUGGUGGCAUUCCUUUGCCUGCCUGCAUCAUCUUACAUAACUGGUCAGAUUAUCUGUGUUGAUGGCGGCAUGUCUGUAAAUGGUUUCUACCCCAAAAAUUACUAGAAACCUCCAGUUACUCAACCAUGUCUUGUUUGUCUCUCUCUCCUUUCCUAUUUUACAGCAAGCCAACCACUGUUAAAAUUAAAAAGUUUCAGAUUGUCCUGAUUUUCACUGGAUUUUGUUAGCUGUCCCCUGCUCAUUCUUUCAUAUUUGAACAAGAACUUCUCCCCUCCUAAAUUGUUUUUAUGCUAUAUAGUGGUUGGCUUUCCUCAGCUUAUCUUUUGUUUUUCUUUCAAUGGUCUGUGAUGAGAUGGGGCUGGCAGUAUUUCCUUCACUGUUCUCAUUUGGAUUAUAGUCAUUAUUCUCUAAUCACGAUGACAUGGCUGUGAGUUCUUUGAGAAUUCUGUCAUGGAAAUAGCUACUUUUGAUAUCUUGUUUAGCUCCAUUAGCCAGCCUGGAAAAGGAGAUACUUCCCAUGUUUGCAUUUGUGUCCUCGUUUAUUAACUGGCUCAUAGUUCUCUAGUUUUGUCUCCAUUUCUUGGUAUUGAACUCUUAUCUACCUACUCUCUCUCUCUUUCUCUCUUGCUAUCUAUUUCCCUGUACUUUGAGAUUUUACUGGUUUAUGAUUAACUGAUUGUAACUUUAGCAGUGUUUUUUGUAUACGGAGUAAUUUCUAUGGUGAUUGUGAAUAAAUUGAAGUGUGAAUAGCAUCAGUAGGAAACCGUCUUUCUUUUCA